Messenger RNA from Rhipicephalus microplus (southern cattle tick), 1697 nucleotides. RefSeq names its product protein obstructor-E. Gene Ontology annotation, cellular component: extracellular region. Gene Ontology annotation, molecular function: chitin binding. The record is from RefSeq and is a predicted model, not a curated record. Lineage: Eukaryota; Metazoa; Arthropoda; Arachnida; Ixodida; Ixodidae.
AAUGAGCGCACCGGACGUAACAUGGCGCCGGCUCAAAAGGAAAGUCUGGGCCUGUGAAGAGCGAGAUUAUUUCACUCGGUGGGGCCGCGAACAUGGGAUCGCCGCUGCUCCUGUUGCUGCUCCUCGUCGGCACCGUUUGGUGCCAGCGCAAAGACCAGAACGUGUGCCGGAAAGACAACGGGCUGUUCGAACACGAGCAGUAUUGUGACUACUACUACGAGUGCGAAGAUGGAGUGCCCACUCUGCAGCUGUGUCCCAACGGCUUGGCCUUCUCAGGCAAGAACCGGGGCCUGCUCAACAACUGCGACUACCCACACCGAGUGGGCUGCCCCGACGACGACGGACGCGUGAUGGGCCAGAGCCCACAGAGCAGCGAGAACUGCCACUGGCAGUACGGCGUGUUUGCCCACCAGACCAGCUGUACUCGGUACUGGCAGUGCUGGAACGGAACGGCCACCAUUCAGCAGUGCCCCUUCUCUUUGCUUUACAACGACGUAAUGCACGCUUGCGACUGGCCGGACAACGUGCCUGAUUGCCAGAAGCACCCAAUCUGCAAAGACAGCCCCAAUGGUCACAUCCCCAUUGAGAAGAGUUGCGUCCGCUACUGGCUCUGCGUGGGUGGCUAUCCGCGCCUGCAGCGCUGCCCAGCGGGGCUUGCCUUCAACCCGACCGGGCUGCGCUGUGAACUAGCUGACAACAUCCCCGGAUGUGAACUUCCACCGACCACGCCACCACCUGAGGAGGCUGAGGAGCGACCUCAGCAGCAGCAGAGGCCUCGACAACCGCAGCAAGCCGCCCCCAGACCACAACAGCAGUCUGCUCCAAGCGGCCAGCGACGAUUCAGCCCACCGCCUCAGUCGGUACCUGCCCUGGCUCAAGCGUCUCCCGUCCCCGACCAGGACGACGACUACACUGAUGCUGGGCAGAACCGGGCGCAGGGAGUCGUGCGCAGGCCAGCCUCAUUCAGGCAGGCCGUGCCGGCUUCUAAUGGGAAGUAAUGCGCCCCACUCAGAACCACAUUCAUGCUUCCCAAAUUGCACUGGCACGCUAGACCUUAAAUUGGUACCUUCUAGUCUUGCCUGAUAACAUUCCCAUCAUGGCGCAAGCCAGUCUGCUUGGAUUGGAUGGCUUUGCUGACCACCCUAUCACUGAGAAUAAAAACUGUACUGCCACCUGACCUUUCCAGAUUCACUUGCUCUCAUGCAGGAACUACAUAAGGAAGUUUCACCUUGAUGCUGCGCCAACUCGCCAGAUUUCAUACGGCAACACAAUUGGAGGCAGUAAUAUUGCACCUUGGAAGUUAGAUAAUUCAGCACAUCUAACCUCCACGAACGGGAACAAAAAGCGUCAAGAUUGAAGCUCUGCUUCCGAAUGUAGCACCCCACUUCUUGACAAGAAGGCAUCAAAAACGAAGCUGGUCGGUUCAGCACAAUAUUGUAGCAUCCCAUGCUAUGUUUGAACUGGCACACUGUUUAAAGCACUACAGUGACCACUUGUUUAAGCUUGACUGUCGUACAUUUUUUCAAGUCUUUUUUAGAAGCAUUGUACUGUUGGGGUAAUGCUUGCCUAACGCCGACACCUAAGGAAAGUUCCAAUUUGAUAUUAUUUUCACUGUGUACAUACGAGUGUUGCAAACUGCUUGUUAGUGUUUGACGUGUGAAGCACAUGAACAUCAAAUAAAGUUUCUCUGUACGACA